This is a messenger RNA of Tarenaya hassleriana, 3524 nucleotides long. Its product is annotated as E3 ubiquitin-protein ligase UPL6. The transcript is spliced from 26 exons. The record is from RefSeq and is a predicted model, not a curated record. Lineage: Eukaryota; Viridiplantae; Streptophyta; Magnoliopsida; Brassicales; Cleomaceae. The coding region runs from base 308 to 3394 and encodes 1028 amino acids. Gene Ontology annotation, biological process: protein polyubiquitination; ubiquitin-dependent protein catabolic process. Gene Ontology annotation, molecular function: ubiquitin protein ligase activity; protein binding.
UCUGCUAGUUGUCUUCGUUAAUCUCUUGCCCAGUUUUUCCCCUCUGGUUGGUUCCUUCCUUCCUUCGUCCAAGAAAGCGCGAGAAAAUUUCUCCCUUGUUUUUCUUGGUUAUAACCCUCCAUCCGUUCGAUUAGCAGUCCUCUGCUUUCACGGAGGCACCUGUUUUCUCUUUCCGAGAACGUUUCUAGGGCUUACGCCGAUCAGAGUCAUCGUUUAUUCGUUUCCGUCUCGGUGGAUACUAGCAACAGCUGUUUUCUGGAUUUUUAGUUGGGUUUAACUAUUGGUUUUUUCGAGUUUUCUCGGGAAAAUGUUCUUUACCGGCGAUCCGACGACUCGGAAGCGAGUCGAUUUGGGUGGCCGAAGCACGAAGGAGAGAGAUGCGCAGAAACUUCUCGAACAGACCAGAAAGGAGCGGAAUCGUCGACUUAUGCAGAGGCAGCAGAACUCAGCGGCCCUCAAAAUUCAGAAAUUCUUUAGAGGCAGAAAAUCAAUGGCCACUGAGCGCUCCAAGGUGCGGCAAGAUUUCUGCAAAACCUAUGGGAAUAAAUGCCAGAAUGUAGAUAGACAUUGCUUUGAGCCAGGUUCAGGUUUCCUCCAGCAGUUGCUGUUUUUUUUCAAGGCACAGAAUAUGGGUGAUGUUAUGCUUCUCGUGGAGACAUGUCGUCUACUGCAGAAUUUUGUUCAUAGCAGCGGCGAUAUUGUCAGCCUCUUUUCUGGCACGGUCUAUUCAUCUGAGCAUAGUUUGGUGGAUGUUAGGGUGAAGAAACUUGUACUUGCCUGCAUCGAGGCUGUACAUCACAAUAGGAACCAUUUAAAGGACCAACUCUUAGUGACUUCUCAAGAAGCUAACGUUUCAACAACUCUCCUACUAGAGGCAGUGGUGUUGUUGCUAGAUCCUAAGCUCCCUUGGGUGUGCAAAAUAGUCAGUUUUCUCCUGCAAAGAAAUGUAUUCACUUUGUUUCGAGAAAUUGUCACUACAGCAAAGGAAAGCCCAAAGGCUCAGUGUUUGACAGGGAAUACCCUCUCACUAGAGAGAGUACUUAUGCUAAUUGUACCACAUGUCGGUCAUGAGCUGUGUCACUGCCCUGUUGUUGACCCUCUGUGGAGUUUCUCAUCACAAAUCCUUACCAUACCUUUCUUAUGGCAGCUCUUCCCGAACUUAAAAACGGUUUUCGCCAAUCCAACUCUAAGUCAACACUACAUUCAUCAAAUGGCUUUCUGUGUGCAAAAUCUUGCUAAUGUCCUUCCUGCGGAUAUGAGCUCUGAGUUCGCCAGCUAUGCUUGUUUGCUUGGUAAUACAUUGGAAACUGCAAGUGUUGCGUUGUCGCAGCCUAACUGCUCAUUUGAAAUGGCACUUGGUAUUGCAUCUGUUGCAACAUUCUUAUUGGAGACACUUCCUCCUGUAAAAUCGUCAGAAAGAGAAAAUGAACAGAGCUCUUUGGAUGAAGACGAUAUGAUUAUUGACGAGGCACCGGGAUUAGUCUUAAAUAGGGCUCUUGAGCAGCAGAUAACCAAUGCUAUGGAUACACGGUUUCUUCUGCAGUUAACAAAUGUUUUGUUCCAUCAAGUAUCCCUCGGUAGCCAGUCAUAUGACGAAGAAAAAGAGGCAGUAGCUAUUGGCGCUGCUUGUUAUUUUCUAUAUGCGACAUUUAAUACUCUCCCUCUUGAGCGAAUCAUGACAAUUUUGGCAUAUAGAACUGAACUUGUGACUGUUCUGUGGAAUUAUAUGAAGAGAUGCCAUGAGAAUCAGAAGUGGUCAUCCAUGUCUAAGCUCCUACCUUACCUUCCAGGAGAUGCUCCGGGUUGGCUGUUACCACUGGUUGUUUUCUGUCCUGUUUAUAAGCAUAUGCUUAUGAUUGUCGAUAAUGAGGAAUUUUAUGAGCGAGAAAAGCCAUUGUCACUACAGGAUAUUAGGUUGCUUAUCAUUAUUCUUAAGCAGGCUCUAUGGCAGCUGUUGUGGGUGAACCCCCUAACACCCAGCACUGGAAAAUCUAUAUCUAAUGAAACGUCUAAGGAGAACCCUGUUGAAUUGAUUCAGAAUAGGGUUGGGAUUGUUGUCUCUGAGCUACUCUCACAGUUGCAAGACUGGAACAAUAGGCGACAGUUCACUUCCUCGGCCGACUUCCAAGCUGAUGCUGUCAACGACUACUUCAUUUCGCAGGCUGUAAUACACAGUACAAGAGCCAACUACAUACUAAAGCAAGCUCCUUUCCUGAUACCAUUUACAAGCCGAGUCAAAAUAUUCACAACGCAAUUAGCAGCGGCAAGGCAAAGUCAGGGAUCUCACGGCAUUUUUUCUCGAAAUCGGUUUAGAAUACGAAGAGAUCAUAUUUUGGAAGAUGCUUACAAUCAAAUGAGUGCAUUGUCAGAGGAUGAUCUUCGAGGAUCGAUUCGUGUAACAUUUGUCAAUGAACUCGGAGUUGAGGAGGCUGGUAUCGAUGGUGGUGGGAUUUUCAAAGACUUCAUGGAAAACAUUGCCCGAGCUGCCUUCGAUGUGCAAUAUGGUUUGUUUAAGGAGACUUCGGAUCACAUGCUUUAUCCUAAUCCUGGAUCGGGAAUGAUACAUGAACAGCAUCUCCAGUUCUUCCAUUUUCUGGGCAGUCUUCUUGCAAAAGCUAUGUUUGAAGGGAUUCUGGUGGAUAUACCGUUUGCAACAUUUUUCCUCAGCAAAUUAAAACAAAAGUAUAACUAUUUGAACGAUUUGCCUUCUCUGGACCCUGAGUUGUAUCGCCACCUUAUUUUUCUCAAGCAUUAUAAGGGGGAUAUCUCAGAGUUGGAGCUUUACUUUGUUAUUGUGAAUAAUGAGUAUGGAGAGAAGACUGAGGAAGAGCUACUUCCUGGUGGAAAAGACUUGAGAGUCACGAAUGAGAACGUAAUAACAUUCAUCCACCUCGUAUCCAAUCAUCGGUUGAAUUUCCAGAUACGGCAACAAAGUUCUCAUUUCUUGAGGGGGUUUCAGCAACUUAUUCAGAAAGAAUGGAUUGACAUGUUCAACGAACAUGAGCUUCAGGUUCUGAUAUCAGGUUCACUUGAUAGUUUGGAUAUCGAAGACUUGAGAAACAACGCCAACUAUGCCGGAGGCUAUCAUUCUGGACACUACGUGGUUGACAUGUUCUGGGAAGUCUUGAAAAGCUUCUCAACAGAAAAUCAAAAGAAAUUUUUGAAGUUUGUGACGGGUUGUUCCAGAGGACCGCUGCUGGGAUUCAAAUACUUGGAGCCCCUCUUCUGCAUUCAGAGGGCUGGGGGGAGUGCAACUGAUGAAGCUGUGGACAGACUACCGACAUCAGCCACUUGUAUGAACCUUCUUAAGCUUCCCCCCUACAGAAGCAAAGAACAACUGGAGACCAAAGUGCUCUAUGCCAUAAAUGCUGAAGCUGGCUUUGAUCUUAGCUGAUCCGAUCUUCCAAACCAAUCUUUUGGGUCGGGAAUGCGGUUAUUACAACUCUUUUUUCUUUGUUAAAAGUUUCUGUAAGAUGAAUGAAUGCAUAUGCAUGUCCUCUGAAAUCGCAGAAAAAUGUUGAAUA